CAUUCACUUCACAAUAUUUUUGAAAUUGCGACUCACAACUUAACAAUUUGUUAAUCUACCACUGCAGUUACUACAUAUCCAAACACAUUGUUAUACAUACAUUUAUAAUAUAUUUACAUACAAUUUUAUAUACACAAUUCUACAUUUGCACAGAGCCCAGUCGCUGAGGAUAUGAGGUAGAAAAACAUAAAGAUGAAGCAGUACUAGUAGCAAGAUGACGAUGGCGAUAACAACGACGACUACGAUGAUGAUAACGAUGAAGCAGAAAUACUCAUGUAUCUUAAUGCUAUUGACUAUUUUCCCUCCGAUGACUCUUGCUGAAGAAAACAACGAUUACUUGGCAUUGAAAAACUUCAUAUUUGCAAACUAUUCCAGUAGAGUUCGACCAAACUGUGACGCUAAUAAUGGAUCCAUCAAAGUUUUUGUUGACAUCGGACUCCGCCAGAUAUUGGAACUGAAUGAACAAGAGCAAGUCUUAAAUUCCAAUAUCUGGUUACGCUUUAAGUGGAAGGAUUGCAACCUAGUCUGGAAUGUCUCUGAAUACAAUGGAAUUGAAUCAAUUGUCUUACCAGAAGACAUGAUAUGGAUUCCUGAUAUUUGUCUUUAUGAUAACUCGGAAUACGUAUUGAAAGGCAUCAAAGAAUACUACAGAGCCAGGGUUUUCCAUGAUGGGACUGUGAAAUACAACUUUCCGUCAGUUUUGAAAUCUGUGUGCCAGAUCGAUAUAAAACAUUUUCCCUUCGAUCAACAAGUAUGCAAUCUGACGUUUGGAUCAUGGGCCUACACUGAUAACGAAGUGAUGGUGAUGAAUAACAAAACCGACGGAGACAAGACUAAUUAUGUCAAAAGUAGUGAAUGGCAGUUAGCGGAAUUGUCAAUAAAUUCUUACCAAAGAUUGUAUUCCUGUUGCAAAUAUACAUUCUCAGAAGUGGUUUUUACCAUUCGACUAUCUCGUAAGCCCGCCAUUCAGUUGCUCAAUUUGAUUUAUCCCUGUAUGAUUAUUUCUGGUAUUACGCUCAUCGGAUUCUUCCUGCCACCAGAAUCUGGAGAAAAAGUCUCUGUCAGUGUCACAGUUUUGCUGUCGCUUGCUGUUUUCCAGUUGGUGAUCACUGAAAACCUGCCGCCGAAUUCCGACAGUUUGCCCUACCUUGCGUAGUUGCCUUUGUGAUCAGAUUAGUUACCCGAAAA
Molecule: messenger RNA, 1188 nt
Organism: Octopus sinensis (East Asian common octopus)
Lineage: Eukaryota; Metazoa; Mollusca; Cephalopoda; Octopoda; Octopodidae
Product: neuronal acetylcholine receptor subunit alpha-10
Exons: 8
Coding region: 215-1156 (313 amino acids)
Biological process (GO): signal transduction; regulation of membrane potential; chemical synaptic transmission
Cellular component (GO): synapse; neuron projection; postsynaptic membrane
Molecular function (GO): transmembrane signaling receptor activity; acetylcholine-gated monoatomic cation-selective channel activity
Source: RefSeq, a predicted model, not a curated record